Penaeus chinensis is the source of this 1410-nucleotide messenger RNA. RefSeq lists its product as uncharacterized. The transcript has 6 exons. The record is from RefSeq and is a predicted model, not a curated record. The coding region runs from base 1 to 852 and encodes 283 amino acids. NCBI's taxonomy places the organism in Eukaryota, Metazoa, Arthropoda, Malacostraca, Decapoda, Penaeidae.
AUGCUCCGAAUUGCCGUGUUGUUGUCUGUCGCUGUUGCAGUUUUCUGCAAUGAAACUGCACUAAAGAAAUACGCUUAUAUCAAGAUCAUGUCCAGCUGCAUCGGAGAGGAAGCGAUGAUGCAGCUCGAAGGCGCGAUGAAGGAAGCGGAGAGCAAGUGCCAAGGAGAUGACAUGAUGGAGGACAUGCCCUCGCUGAGGUCCUACCUGAUGGAGCUGAGGGAAGCUGCCAGUCGACCAGUAUACGUCCCGGUCCCCAUCUACCAGCCAUACAUUUUCCACCAGCAGCAGGCUCUUCAGCAAUCUAACCAGUUCCCUCAGUAUACCCAGUACUCCCAGUUUAACCAGGUUCCCCAGUCUUACGUCUACGGUUAUAAUCAGUACCAGACCACCAAUAGAGCCAAGAGAAACGUAGACUAUGGAAAAAUGGAAGAUAUGAUGACUUCAAUGCAGUCCAAGAUUAGCAACAUCACCUGUAUUCUAAAAGAACUGAAAUAUCUUGACGAGAACAACAACAUCGACAUCAGUGGAACCACAAAGAGCAUCAUGAACUUCGACGUGAGCGAUGAACUCAAGGAUGACCUCAUGGAGAGCGCCACCAUGUGCAGGGACUUCGCCAUGUGCUUGCCCGUCGAGAAAGCCAAGAGCCCGCUGAAGAGGGAGCUCGGCGUCCCUCUCGGAUACUUCAAGUGCUUGGUCAUGAAGAACUUGGAAGCCUGCAUGAAGAACGACCUCCGCGAGAAGGCUGCGCAGAUGGGUCAGGAAAUGCCCAUGAUGGACGACGAAUCCAUGAUGAUGUCACAAGGCAGCCCCAGUGAUCUCUUCCAUGACCUCAUAUUCUCCGGCAAGUUCUAAAAGAAGAGUUCUUAAAAAAGGUUCUAAACUCAGGUUCUAAUUCGAAUAUGGUUCAAAGGACGGUUAACUUCAUUUUCCCAACGGUUGACUGAUGACUCAAUACUUAUAAAAGGUUUCGGGAAUGUGUAGAUUUUUUGAUCGUGGAAUAUAUGGAUAGAUAAAUGAAUAAUUGAUAACAAUAGUAGACGAGAACAGCGCUUUAGUGUUCUAUAUUGGGUUCUCUAUUUGACUUUUUUAGAAUGACUGAUGAAUGUAUAAAGAAUUCGGGAACUGCAAAUAACUGAAUAGAAAUCGAGUGGAUGAAUUUAUGACAAACAAAUCUGAUUAAUUAGAGACGAAAAUGGUAGACUGACUUUGGACGGGGUUUGGGAGACUUGGUUCACAGGGACAUUAGUAAUUACUGAUUCAUCUGAUCAGCUGUUCACCCUUAUUUGUAUUGCUUUCCUCAGUUUCUUGGGAAUAGCUUAGCCCAAAAACAAAAGAAAAAUAGCAAAAUAUAUCGAUUUUUUCCAAAUAUGUAACCGCAUUAUUUUGACAUUAAAAAUUCCUGUUUGUAAA